This is a messenger RNA of Toxoplasma gondii ME49, 1386 nucleotides long. RefSeq names its product tubulin gamma chain. NCBI's taxonomy places the organism in Eukaryota, Apicomplexa, Conoidasida, Eucoccidiorida, Sarcocystidae. Gene Ontology annotation, molecular function: structural constituent of cytoskeleton; GTP binding. The record is from RefSeq and is a predicted model, not a curated record. Gene Ontology annotation, biological process: mitotic cell cycle; meiotic spindle organization; microtubule nucleation. Gene Ontology annotation, cellular component: cytoplasm; spindle; centrosome. The transcript is spliced from 12 exons. The coding region runs from base 1 to 1386 and encodes 461 amino acids.
AUGCCGAGAGAAAUCGUCACGCUUCAGGUUGGCCAGUGCGGCAAUCAAAUCGGGAUGGAAUUCUGGAAACAACUAUGUAUGGAGCACGGCAUCGACCAGGAAGGUUUACUCGUUGACAGCAAACAGCAUGCGUACGCCGAAGAUCGGAAGGAUGUCUUCUUCUACCAGGCUGACGAUGAGCACUACAUCCCUCGCGCUCUCCUCUUCGAUCUCGAGCCUCGCGUUGUCAACGCUAUUCAGACCUCCGAAUAUAAGAAUCUGUACAAUCCCGAGAACUUCUUCAUCUCCAAGGAAGGGGGAGGUGCAGGAAACAACUGGGGCAGCGGCUACGCUCAGGCCGAACGUGUGCAAGAGGAGCUUCUGGAAAUGAUCGACAGAGAAGCCGACGGAAGCGAAAGUUUGGAAGGAUUCGUUCUCUGCCACUCUAUCGCUGGAGGCACUGGCAGUGGAAUGGGAAGCUACUUGCUGGAGGCGCUCUGCGACCGCUAUCCGAAGAAGCUCCUGCAGACCUUCAGUGUGUUUCCACUUCUCACGACCGAGACGAGUGAUGUGGUAGUGCAGCCGUACAACAGCGUCCUGACGCUGAAGAGACUCGCUCUGAACGCAGACUGCGUCGUCGUCCUUGACAACACUGCGCUGAAUAACAUUGCAGUCGAAAGACUGAAAAUUCACAAUCCUUCCUUUCAGCAGACCAACGCGCUGGUGUCGACUGUGAUGGCGGCAAGCACGAGCACUCUCCGGUAUCCUUCCUACAUGAACACCGACAUGCUCUCUCUCAUUUCCUCUCUCGUGCCUACCCCGCGGUGUCACUUCCUCAUGACGGGAUACACGCCUCUGACGCUCGACGCCUGCAUUUCGUCCGUCCAGAAAACGACGGUUAUGGACGUCAUGCGGCGUCUCCUGCAAACAAAAAACAUCAUGGUGUCUGCGUCGCUGCGGCGCGGCAUGUAUAUCUCCAUGUUGAACAUCAUUCGCGGUGAAGCGGACCCGACGCAGGUCCAUAAAAGCCUGCAGAGAAUCAAGGACCGACGCCUAGUGAACUUCAUUCGGUGGAACCCUGCGAGCAUCCAAGUCGCUCUGUCCAAGCAGUCUCCUUUCAUUUCUUCUCCUCACAAAGUGUCUGCACUGAUGAUGGCAAAUCACACAUCCAUCGCGUCUCUUUUUGAGCGCUGUAUCGUCCAGUACGACCGACUCUUUAAGCGCAAGGCUUUCCUCGACAAUUACAAAAAGGAACCUAUGUUUUCGAGUGCAGAUGGUGUCGGCAACUUCGAUGAAAUGGAGUGUUCAAAGGAAGUGUGCGUGAACUUGAUCGACGAGUAUCGGAGAGCAGAAGGCGACGAUUAUCUCUCUUCCUUUGGUGACUUUGGCGUUGGCCACCCUGCAUAA